This is a messenger RNA of Caenorhabditis angaria, 1324 nucleotides long. The record is from the annotation of a GenBank genome assembly. NCBI's taxonomy places the organism in Eukaryota, Metazoa, Nematoda, Chromadorea, Rhabditida, Rhabditidae.
AUGGAUGUUCCUAUAACCAACGAAGAGCAGAAAAAAGGUAAACUCAAUUUUUCUUUGAAAAACAAAACUUAAACUUUCAGAAUGUCCAACUUUCGGUGUUUCGUUGGAAGAAAUGAAUGAAAAACUUAAAAAUUAUAUUGAUUCGAUUGAUCCAAAUGAAAAAUAUCCAGAAAAUGUGAAUCGAUUGAAACCUCAUCAUAUUCGAGUAAUUGGUGCAAUGGGUGAUUCGUUGACAAUUGGAUCAAGAGCACAAAAUAAUUUCGAAGAAUUUACGCAAAGAUAUCCAGGAAACACUUAUUUCACGGGAGCUGAUUUUGAAAUUGAUAAACAUUUGACUAUUUAUAGUAAGUUUUGUUUUAUUGAAUAUGGCUCGUAUUUUCAUUAUAAAUAAAUAUUCUCAGAUAUAUUCCGAUAUAUUUCAUCAAAAACUGGUAGCAAACUUUUACCUGGAAGUCGAGGAAUUGAUUAUGGAACAAAUACAAUGUUCAAUGUUGCUGUUAGUGGAAUGACAUGUCGUGAUAUACCAAGACAAGCUGAAGAAUUAUAUUCGAGAAUUGCUAAUAAUUCUGAUGUGAAUAUCGAAGAAGAUUGGAAAAUGAUUGUUUUAUGGAUUGGAACAAAUGAUGUUGGAACAAUUGGAAGACGAGAAUUCGUGAGUUUUUGCACUUUGAUUGUAAAAAAAUAAGUCAAGGUUUAGAAACCAAUAACUGGUGAAGAAUACAAAUCUCAAAUUGAAAAAGCUUUGAAAAUACUUAAAUCAAAACUACCAAGAACGAUAGUUAUGAUUGUUGGAGCAUUUCAACCUGAAUUAUUGAUUGAAGCUGAAUUUAUUAUGAGAGAUGGGUAGGGUAUACAAAAAAACAAAUUGAAAAAAUCUUAUAUUUUUUGAAGAAAACGACCGAGAGAUAAAGCUAAUCAAGAUCACAUUGAUAAGAUUUCAAAAGAUUAUCAAAAUGCGGUUUUCGAAAUUCAAAAUUCUCGAGAAUUUAACGAUGAAGAGUUUACUGUAGUUGUUCAGCCAUUUGCCACAGAAUAUAAACAUCCAUUGAUUGAUGUAAGGUUUUUUCCAAAUUCUUUGAAUGGUUUCUCUCAAUUAGGUUUUCAGUCAUCUGGAAACUACAGAAAAGAGUUUUAUGCAGUCGAUGAAUUUCAUUUGAGUAAACUGGGUCAUGCUGUUGUUGCCAAAUAUCUAUGGCAGAAUAUUUUUGAACCAGUUGGUCAAAAAACAACAAAUGCAUCACUUGAAGAUUGGAACCCAACAAUUCGACAAUUAACAGAAAGUAAUUCGCUCAUAAAAACAAUUGAUAACAGUGAUGUUGAUUGA